This is a messenger RNA of Triplophysa dalaica, 4330 nucleotides long. Its product is annotated as zinc-binding protein A33. The record is from RefSeq and is a predicted model, not a curated record. The transcript is spliced from 6 exons. Gene Ontology annotation, biological process: protein ubiquitination. Lineage: Eukaryota; Metazoa; Chordata; Actinopteri; Cypriniformes; Nemacheilidae. Bases 1595 to 3061 code for a protein of 488 amino acids. Gene Ontology annotation, molecular function: protein binding; ubiquitin-protein transferase activity; zinc ion binding.
UGAAAACAGCAGAUUUUUUUACUUAGCUGCACAUAUAUUAUUAUGAAUAUCUUGCUAAACGUUUCCCUGCACUGAUUAAAUGGUGAUUAAAUGUAAGCUAACCCUAGUCUGUAGCUAGAUAGCUUAUUUCACUAUGGACAUUAAGCCAACAGGUUAAUACCACUCACAGACUAUAGCCUAGCCACAUUUCUUGGUGAAAAACUGGGUUUCAGUUUGACACCCUUUCCUUCGUUCUCUCUCUUUUCUCUCUUUCCCUUUUCAAAAACCAGAUUUUGAUUUAACGUUACUAGGCAACAUUGUGGUCACUGUGAUUCUGGCGCAUCUACUGACUUCAACUAAACACCGUCGCUGAGAGCGUUAAGGCAGGACCAAACCAUUUUAUGCAGAUAUACGGGAUUGGUCGGUCAAUAUGGAUGUUUACUUUUUGGUCAAUGGGGAUUUUCAACUUUUACUGGCAAAAACAAAGAGAUCUUUAAUUUUAUUAUUAUAUAAAUAUAUAUACUGAAUGAUGAUGGUUUAAUAGUUAUAUCCUAUUUUUGGGGCCCCUGUCAGUCAUGGGCCCUUGGAAUUGUCCUAACUUUUCCCCCCUAUAUGGCGUCCGUGGUGUCAGAGGAGAACUGGUUCCCCCGGCUGGGCCUGGGUUCUCCCAACGUUUUUUUCUCCACUGGAGUUUCAGGUUCCUUGUCACUGUUUGCACACUGGCUUCACUUUACCCCACAUAGGAAUUGAUAGUCUGCAUAAUAUUUUACCUGUGUUUCUCUUCUUUUCUCUUCUGUCUCUAUCUGUGUGUGUGAUUGUGUGUGUGUGUUUGGUGUGGAUUAGUGUGUGUGUCAAUGCGUGUAUGAUAUUUAAAGUAUUGCUUAAAGUUAACAUGUUUUCAUGAACAGCUGCUUUGUAACAAUGAACAUUUUAAAAAGCGCAAUAUAAACAAAAGUUUUUGAGGAGAAGCUCACCGUUCUCAAUUGUGCAUUUAUGUUACAUUACAAACCCACAAUAAGUUCUGAAUUUGUCAUCCCGCAACCAACCAUCCCCCUUUUGAGGGGCAUAUGAAUAACAUUCAUUUCAUAUUUAUAUCACACAAACUCACGAAACAUACAUCAUAUAAAAACGCACUCUCAAAAAUAUCUAUUUCACCAUUCUAACAGAGUAACCUACCAGAAUAAUUGUCAAAUAUAGAGGGUUUUCUGUUAAAUGAGACCCUUUUUAUCACUUUGCUCUAAUGUGUGUUGGCAUGGCACUCUUUUAAACUCAGGUGUGCAUAAUUCUGUGAAAAAUGCAUAAUAUGCGCCAGGGCUGUAGAGAAUAAAAUGGUUGAACUGUAUUAUCUAAAAAUGCGGUUGUAUAUUAACUAGCGAAGGUAUAAAUCUAGCACAUUGGGAAAAUAAACUCAACACAGAUUUCAAUAUCAAGCUGAAGGACUGAGACUAAGUGCCAUUCAUCACUUCAUUCAGAGCACUUCACUUCUAGUUUAACUCGUUCAGUAGACUCCUCCUCCACUGUUGCAUGUCAAGACAUACAUAGUAUCAGGUCUGUGCUUCAUGAAACCAGCGAGUGUGAACACCUGUAAACUAUACAGCAGGUACCACCCUACGAGAUGUCAAACGCACAACAAAGGCAAGAAGGGCAGUACCUGCACAAAGACAUGUCUGCAGAUCUCCCCGUGGAGGACCUUUCCUGUCCCGUGUGCUGUGAAAUCUUCAAGGAUCCCGUCCUUUUGCCAUGCAGCCACAGUUUCUGCAAGAACUGCUUGGAGCGUUUUUGGGAAAGCGGCGUUUCUUGCAGCUGCCCCAUCUGCAGGAGGAGAGCAUCCAAAAAGAGCCCCCUCUCCAACCUGGCCCUUAAAAACCUGUGUGAGGCUUUUCUGCACGGGAAAGGCCAGACCCAUGCAUCUGGAUCCAACAGCUUGUGCUGGAGGCAUGGGGAAAAACUGAAGCUUUUCUGUUGGACAGAUCAGGAGCCCAUCUGCGUGGUGUGCCAAACCUCGAGAAUGCACAAAGGUCACGACUGCUCCCCCACAGAAGAGGCGGCCGCGGACUGCAAGGAUAAACUCUCUGCUGCCAUGAAAGCCCUGCAACAGAAGAUGGAGUUUUUCAGUAAAGCGGGACGUUGCUCAGCCUUGACUUUAGAGCACAUUAGGAAUCAGGCCAAGCGACUUGAGAGACAAAUGAAGGAUGAGUUUCGCAAGCUUCACCAGUUUCUUUAUGAGGAGGAAGAGCUCAGAUUAUCAGCCUUGAGGGAGGGAGAGGAGAGGAGGGUCGAGGCACUGAAGAACAUGGACAAUGAUAUUUCAAGAAGACUCUCAUCUCUUACAGACAUGAUCAGAACUAUGGAGCAAAACAUACAUACUGAAGAGUUCACAUUGUUGCAGAACUUCAAAGCCACCAUACAGGGAACAUGGAGUACAAUGCAGGAUCCAGAAGGCAUGUCUGGAUCUUUGCUGGAUGAGUCCAAGUUUCUCGGGAACCUAAAAUAUAAUGUCUGGGUGAAGAUGCAAACAGUUGCACCAUACAGUCCUGUUAUUCUGGACCCAAACACAGCACACCCGUGUCUGACGCUCUCUGAGGAUCUCACCAGUCUCCAGUACAGCACCCCUAUCCAAGGUCUCCCCAAUAACCCUGAACGUUUCCACAUCAGUGCGGAGGUGCUGGGCUGCAGUGCCUUCACCUCAGAGAACCACAGCUGGGAGACUGAGGUUGGGGAAAAUGAGGACUGGAUCUUGGGGCUGGCCAGUGAGCGUGUGAAGAGAGACAAAGAAGUGUGUGCAAGACCGGAGAAUGGCUUCUGGACCAUCUGUCUACGUGAUGGGCAGUACAGGGCUAUGACAUCACCCCCGACGGCUCUCACACUGGAGAAAAAACUGCAGAGGGUCCGAGUCCAGCUGAACCAAGAGAGAGGAGAAGUUAUCUUCUCCAACCCAGCUUGUGAAGAGAUUUUAUACACUUUCAAGCACGCUUUUACAGAAAAACUCCUACCGUACUUUUACACGCAGAGUAAACAUCCUUUAAGAAUCUUAGCUAAGCCUGUGUUGGCAUCUGUUACUGACGAAGCUUUGCAUUCUUAAAUGUAGUUUACUAAUCUUUUGACGGACAUCAAUUCUGUUUCUUUCCAAUCUGUGAGAUUUAUUGUGAAGAUAAUCUGGGGAAAAUGAUAACAAAAUUACAUUUAGGACAAGCACCUUUAUCAACAUUUAAUAGCAUAUGUUUUCAAAAUCUUGUUCAUGGUUGGCGAUGUUCAAAACGAUUCAAUUUAUUACAAAUUUAGGGAGUAGCGCCAAUCAUAUGCCAACAAGGUUUACAGUUUCAUGUUUGAGAAAAAAGAACUAUAUAUAAAACUAUAUAUGAAGAAGCAAAAAAUACUUGUAUAUGACAGAUUGAUCUCAAGAGAUCAGAUUAUAAAUUUAAUUACGCUGCUGAUAAAAAGAAACCCAAAAGAAACCAUCACAGAAAUGAAUGGUUUCCAUUAAAAAACAAAAACUAAUAUUCUCUUCUAAAACUGAAUAAAUAUUGACAAACUAUAUAACACAGGAAAGCUCUCGGACUCUAGUUUUAAAAUAUAAUGAAAGUCAGAUUGUUUUAUUUUGAUAUAAUGUUGACCUUGACCAUUAGGCGAUCCAUUUGUUAUGAGUGUUACAUAUAUAAAACACUAAUAUCCUAUUCAAAACAAACAAACAAAACAAUAUUGAUUAACUGUAUAUUGUAGGAAAACACUAAAAAUGUAGUUUCACAUUUCUUUGCCGCUUUGCAAUAGAUCAAAGACAGUGAUUUGUUUGGUUUGUGAUGUUGACCUUGAUCAUCAGGUUAUAAAUAUGAGUGUUACAUAUUCAAAACACAUAUUUUCUUUUCUAAUAAAGAAAAAAGUGCUGGGCAUCAGUCAAACAACCUUUACCCACCAAAGCCAAUGCACUAACCACUGGACCACUGGACCUACUGCAAGCAUCAAACUAUUUUUUUUUGACCAUAUGUUCAUUAAUGCAUACGUUUCAAAGGGGUAGAAUUCUGGCAAUAUGGCCAAAGUGAUCAUGCCCCAAUAUUACCACCAUCAAAUAUUAUCCUGUCAUUUCUAACAUGUGAUGUGUGUCCCCCUGAAAUUUUUACCUGUCUAUGCCAUUAUAAGUAACUGCUUCAUGAGACACAUUGUUGCUUGUGUGAACGCCACCAAAUAAUUAUCAAUUAUCUGUAUGUGUGCAUUUAUGCAUAAGUUUGAAGAGAGUAGAAUCAUGGCAAGCGGGCAAAGCAUAUUCUACCCCAAUAUUACCCCCUUGACAUAUUAUGCUGUCAUGUGUAACACGUAGUCUGUGUGGGCCUGAAAUAUAACACUUUCUAUGAUUUUA